Molecule: messenger RNA, 114 nt
Organism: Linum tenue
Lineage: Eukaryota; Viridiplantae; Streptophyta; Magnoliopsida; Malpighiales; Linaceae
Source: the annotation of a GenBank genome assembly
AUGCUGGGAGAGUACGUGUGGGGGGCUGGAGCACUUGCUUAUCUGUACAUGCAUCUUGGUAUUGCCUCGCGGGCGGAGGCUAAGAGAGUGGCGAGUUGCCUGACUUUACUAUAG